Histoplasma capsulatum G186AR is the source of this 1085-nucleotide messenger RNA. RefSeq lists its product as uncharacterized. The record is from RefSeq and is a predicted model, not a curated record. Lineage: Eukaryota; Fungi; Ascomycota; Eurotiomycetes; Onygenales; Ajellomycetaceae. The coding region runs from base 132 to 1085 and encodes 317 amino acids. The transcript has 4 exons.
UACGACAUCACUAUGGCCGAGGACUUUACUUCUUAAGGUGUGUAUGAUAUGUCUUUCUCCUGAACCAUUAUUAUUGAUAUUUUGGCUAGAAUGCUAAGUAGCUUAGGGCAUGAUUAUCUUGGUGGUACAAAAUGACAAAAUCUGAAAUCGUCAUCCGGCCCAAAGAGGAGAAUCAAACAAUCAGUCCCCCACCUUCCAAAGAUAUAGAUUUCUGUCGUCUGCAUCUGAACCCUGUCUCUCCUAUAAUUUGCCUAGAAAGCAGCCUUUCCUGUCAAUUCACGACUGCUGACGAGGUAUUCGCGCUUGAGCCACCUCCCAGGCAGGAGCAUGAACUAGAAUUCAUACCUGAACAGUUCGAUCCUCAAUCCUCAGAGCCUUCGAUGAUGUUAAAAUAUAUCCUCGAACAAUACUCUACCAGUUCUUCUUCAUUCACCGGUCAUGAUACGGAACCAACCAACAGGACAGAUUUAUUUAAGGAGUCGUCGGCUGAGGGGAAUGGCUGUUGUGGAUAUAUAACUUGGAUAGUUGGGCCGCAGUGCAGGAUGCGACGAAACAAUCAGCUGCCGCAAUAUGCGUGCGGAGGCUCUCAUUCGGACAAAUGGUAUAACAACCACCCUUUAAUCGAGACGGAAUUAGCGGGGCCGAACAUUGGCUUAACCAGUAGUGUUCGGAGGAUAUCGAACAUUCUGAAAUUAAAGCCUCGAGAAGACAUUGUGGCGGCUUUUCGCGGCUUUAUGCUACGGCAUCAUCUACAAUCGUGGCGGACUGAAAUUCGAGCAAAAUCUGGAAAGAGGGCGCAGAAAUUUGAGGAUUGGCCACAAGAUCUCUACGCGCAGAAGUGUCUUCUUCUAACCCGGAAGCCAGCCGUGUGGGAGGCAACUCCAGGACUUAGUGAGGAAGAUGGCCAUAUUCUGUCUUAUUACUGGACGUUGUCCGACCGCGUUGACCGUCUAAUGGCAGAACGGAAGAGGCUGGGUUUCGUCCUGCUCCUUCAAACACCCCACGAAACCCAGAGGGUCGACGAGCAACUCAAGGUGACUGCAUUGUCUAGCAGAAGAGUUCCCUACCAGAUUUCCCACCACUGA